UCAGUUUGGCUGGCUGCAGACGUGAAGAUGGUGCAGGUUUUGUGCAGCGUCCUGAGGCGGAAAAGCGUCUGUGAAGUGCUGCUCCAUUUCUCCCUCUGCCCUAGGGGGGCUUUCGGGCUAGCACGUUUCCCCUUCAGUCUGUCAGCUGGAGCUGGUUCCCGGCCCUAGGUCACCAUGCUACCUACGAAGGUGGAAUUCGAGAAGCAGGAUCUGGAGACGACCAACGCCCGGAGCCGCCUUGAUGCUGUGCUGCAGUGUCUGCUGGAGAAAAGCGAUGUGGACCGGGAGCAGCUGGAUGAGGACGCCGGGAAGACAUCCAGCGACCCGCUCAGCAAGGACUCCUCCCCCUCCACGGCUGGGAAGAGGCCCUCAGCACGGUUCUCCCAUCACCGGCGCAAGAAGAGGAAAGAGACAGAUGAUGGAUUGACUGAGAGUGGCCAGCAGAGACAGAACACCUACAUCAUCAAGCUGUUUGACCGGAGUGUGGACCUGGCGCAGUUUGCAGAGAGCACCCCACUGUACCCCAUCUGCCGGGCCUGGAUGAGGAACAGUCCCACCGUACGCGAGAGGGAGCGCUCGCCCAGCCCCCCGCUGCCCGCCCUGCCUGAGGAUGAGGAGGGGGCUGAGGGGCUGAACGGGAAGAGCCAGAAUGUGUACAAGCUGCCCCCGCCGUGUGCUGGCCUGGAGAAUGCAGGCGGGGAGUCUGUGAGCACCAGGAUACCCUCCCCACUGCCGCCUGAGGAUGGGGAGUCGCUCCCUGACACGACCCCUGAUGCACGGCCCUCGAUGUCUUCUCUCAUCUAUAAGAACAUGGAGCGCUGGAAGAAGAUCCGCCAGCGGUGGAAGGAGGCAUCACACCGGAACCAGCUGCGCUACACUGAGAGCAUGAAGAUCCUCAAGGAGAUGUACGAGCGGCAGUGAUGGACCCCACACCCUGCCCAGGCCCCCCUCUGGGGGUGGGGCUGUGCUGAGGCCCAGCCACUGGGAGUGGAGCCACUUGGGUGCCCCGCCUCCGGGGGGGGGGCACUCCUAGUAGAAAGUAGCCUCAUACCCUGGGCUUGGUGCUGGGGAGAGUGGUCUAGCUCGGGGCUACCCCUCACACCCCCCCUUCUGUCCCCUGGCUGGGCUCUGUGUGGGGUAGGGCUGUCCCCUAGUGGAGGGCAGCGGCUAGUGCAUGUAAGGGGACCUAGUCUCCCAUCCCACCAUCUCUCUUCUCCCUCCCCCCUCCCCCUUCCAACAUAGCCAAUAAAUGGAGUCCCUGGC
Molecule: messenger RNA, 1263 nt
Organism: Chrysemys picta bellii (western painted turtle)
Lineage: Eukaryota; Metazoa; Chordata; Testudines; Emydidae
Source: RefSeq, a predicted model, not a curated record